Molecule: messenger RNA, 1588 nt
Organism: Pocillopora verrucosa
Lineage: Eukaryota; Metazoa; Cnidaria; Anthozoa; Scleractinia; Pocilloporidae
Source: RefSeq, a predicted model, not a curated record
AGGGCGGGAAUGUAGUGUCUAACUACGCCGUAGUCGCGCGAUCUCUUUUUCCAGAUUAGUAACACAGUCGAGCAAGUAACAGUCGCGAUUUUGAUGAGCUAAUAUGAAUAAAGAAAGAGCUGAAAAUGAUUACGGGUCUCACGCGGCCCUCGCUCCCUCUAAAGAGAAUUAUUACUCGACAAUCAAACAAGAUUUUCUGAAUAUUACAGCCCUGUCGAUGAGUAGCAGCAGUCUUUAUGACACUGGCGACAAGAGUUGGUCCAGGCCGAAGGAUUUCCACUUGGAACCGAUGUACAUCGAUGUGCUUGAGAGAUCCACUCCCAGAAAGUCUUCUCGCAAGAUGAAAUGUCUCGUGACGUGGAUGAUAAUUCUAACAUUGAUGUCACUAGCCUCUUUGGCGUUCACAGCAUUUAUCUUUUACACUGCUAGUUUUAGUAACGGUGGAACGUUUCUGGGGGAAGUGAAACCCUCAAGGAGCCCGGUAGAAAAUGAGAUCAUUGACAAAAUCAAUCAGCUCACCCAAAAUGUGACGUUUCUACUAGAGAAACUGGAAAACGUCAGCAAAAUUCCAGGACCAAGAGGCGCACAAGGAAGGAACGGAUCCGCCGGACCACAAGGUCCUCGUGGCUACAAUGGCACUAAUGGUAGCAAUGGAGCACGUGGUGCACCCGGGUUACCUGGACUUCCAGGGAAACCGGGAUUUAAUGGAACCCGGGGUUUCAACGGAACAAGAGGUUCACGAGGCCCUCCGGGUGUUCCAGGUCCAAGAGGGAUUGGAAACCUCAGCUCUUGUGUUCAUGAUUUUAAAAAGGAGAGUGCGACGCCUGGAAUAUCCGCCCAAAAUGACGUGCAAGUAAGGGACGUAUUGGGCAAGAAGAUUAUCAGUGCUGUUUGCUCAUCAAAUGAUGCCCUUACUUAUGGUCUUUCCAUCAAAAACGUAACCGAAGGUUACGUUUAUAAAUGCAUAUGCAGUGGAUCUCGGAACUCUAAUGCGAAAAGCAUGAUAUGCAGAAUUGAUUAUUGGUUAUGUGAGCUUUGAUGUUUUACCAUUUGCAUGAUUAUGACACGAUAUUUCCUUCUGAAAAUGUGCUUCAGCUAGAUCAGCAAUAAUAGAUUCAAGACUGUUCAGCUUCACAAGUCAAAAACAAUAUUCAAGACAUGAAUUUUACACAAUGAUGCUAGUUGGCAGAAGUAUUUCUAUUCUGAACGAAGCCCAAACCUAAAGGCAGACUAAGUGAUCACCACUGUCAUGAAAUUAAUAAGCAAAUUUAAAGUGAAAACGACAAAACCUGCAAAUUAACAAAAGAUAUCCGUUUGUGUAAUCGAUUAUAUUUUGUUGACUAAGAAAUUAUUUGCCCAACGCUAGGAGAAUAAGACAUUUCUCGACAAAAUAUCUGUAAAUUUCACUUACUAAAUAAUAUUGACCCAUUUCUUUCGCAUCGAAAAUCGCACGCGGACGUACACAUUUCUUUAUAAAAAACUGAAGUAUUUCCCUUGGAAAGCUUUGUCUGAAGGACGUUUAUGUCCAAUGCGUCCUAACUUCAUCGGACGAAAUUAAAGUCCCAAAACAAGAAAAUCCUUAACAAAA